Messenger RNA from Polistes dominula (European paper wasp), 1933 nucleotides. Its product is annotated as KH domain-containing, RNA-binding, signal transduction-associated protein 2. Gene Ontology annotation, molecular function: mRNA binding. The record is from RefSeq and is a predicted model, not a curated record. Gene Ontology annotation, cellular component: nucleus. Lineage: Eukaryota; Metazoa; Arthropoda; Insecta; Hymenoptera; Vespidae. Gene Ontology annotation, biological process: regulation of alternative mRNA splicing, via spliceosome.
AAAAAUUGAGUGUGUUAGUUAGAAAGUGCGCAAGCGCAUUAUGUUCUUUAUAACAGAAGUGUGUUGAGUGAUAUUGAAUGUGUUAGUUUGAUCACCCUGAGGACAGCCAUUGUGUUAUUGUUAUUUACGCAUAAGUCUUUCAGAAUUCGUGAUUAUUAAUCUCGUAUCAUACUGAAAGAAAUUGCGAGAUUAUUAUUUUAAUCUAUAUUUUCUACGAUAAAGAAUAAUGACAGAUAGAUCAAGUAAUGGAGAUUAUCAGCAUGAUCGAGAGGAGUCUCCAGAAAAUAAUUCUAAUUUGUCAAUGAAAAAAGAAGAAAAGGAUCAUCAAGUUGAUAAGGCUGGGGAAUAUGUAAGAGAACUUUUGCAAGAAAAAGUCGAAUUGGAUUCGCAAAAAUGGCCCAAUGCAACUCGCUUGAUUGAUCAAGAAAUACAAAAAACUCAGGCUAUUGGAAAGCCUUUAAGAGAUCCAAAAUAUGUUGAUAUUUAUCGUGAGAAACCAAUACGCAUUUCUGUUAAAGUCUUGGUUCCUGUUCGCGAACAUCCAAAGUUUAAUUUUGUCGGAAAACUAUUGGGACCAAAGGGAAAUUCCAUGAAACGUUUACAAGAAGAAACGUUGUGCAAGAUGGCAGUUUUAGGAAGAGGGUCAAUGAAAGAUCGACAAAAGGAAGAAGAAUGUCGUAUGUCUUUGGAUCCAAAAUAUGCUCAUCUAUCGGAUGACCUACAUGUAGAAAUAACAGCGUUAGCUCCACCAGCUGAAGCAUAUGCUCGUAUAGCAUUUGCACUCGCAGAGGUUCGCAAAUAUUUAAUUCCAGAUAAUAACGACAAUAUACGGCAAGAACAGAUGCGAGAAAUGGAACUUAGCAUGGCGGAUGAUUCAACAGUUUCUGAAGAUAGAAGACCUUCUGUUAGAGGUGUUCCUCCUACAGCAAGUGGUAUUCUUAGACCUAGUUCCAGGCCAACGCUGCCAAGGUCAUCAAGAGUUUCAGCUCCUGUUCUUCCUCCACCUUCCAAUCGUGGACCCAUCUCUCGACCAAUGGCUGCAAAGACUAAAAUUUUUUCAAUAUUAGACCGUGCACGAGCUGCUAUGGAUCAGAGUUAUGGCUAUGAGACUCCAACUCCGCCUUUAAAUAAUCGCGUAGGAACACAUGAUUACGAAUAUCAUCCAUCUUCGACAACAAAUACUCGAUAUGCAGAUCGUCAUUAUACGUCGACUGCAAGCGACGACAUGUAUCCUACUUCGAGAUAUUCUACCUAUGAAUACGAAGAAGAACCCGUGCCGCAUACAUCACAUGAUUAUUACGAAAUGCCAGAGUAUCCAGGUGUAUGAGAAAAUUCAAAAUUUCGCGUGGGAACGCGUACUUCUCGAUUGAAAUAUUUUUGAUCCUCCUGUGAUUCAUGGAACUCUAGGGGGGAUGUCUCGAUGAAACUAACGUGAGUAUACAAAGUUGCAUGCACAUUUUAUCUAUCAAUUUAACAUAAAUAAUCGAAACUUUAUAACGAUAAACAAAUGAAUCUUAAUGGGAAAAUUUGUUGAUAAUAUUUUUUAUUAUUGGCACAAUACGAUAUUCUUUUUUGUUUAAGUUUCUACGUUGUCUCAUUCCCAUUUUUGUUAUUAUUCGCAUGUGACAAUUAUCAGAGAGACUUUUUACAGGCAAAAAGAAACAGCAUCGUUUAUUACACGUGAUGAGAAGAAAAUUACAUCGUUUAAAAGUGGUCAGUGUGCAUAAAACUAAUAAUAAAGACGUUUUUUUUUAAAGUGUAUCUUUUAAAAAUUAGGUGUUCAUGUCCAGCAGGGGAGAGAGAGAGAGAGAGAGAGUUUUUUUAAAGUCUUCAGAGCAGCAUUGGGGUUGUAUUCUUCCAUUGUAUUUACUUUAUUUAUUUAUUUUUUUUUUUUCUUGAAAGAUAAAGUUUAUAUAUAUUUUGAAGGAUAAAA